This is a messenger RNA of Sander lucioperca (pikeperch), 1293 nucleotides long. Its product is annotated as phospholipid phosphatase-related protein type 5-like. The record is from RefSeq and is a predicted model, not a curated record. Gene Ontology annotation, molecular function: phosphatidate phosphatase activity. The transcript has 6 exons. NCBI's taxonomy places the organism in Eukaryota, Metazoa, Chordata, Actinopteri, Perciformes, Percidae. Bases 359 to 1273 code for a protein of 304 amino acids. Gene Ontology annotation, biological process: phospholipid metabolic process; signal transduction; phospholipid dephosphorylation.
AGUCAGAUGAUUCAGGGAAUUUACAGCAGCAGAAGGACAAGGUUUCCCCUCUCACUCGCAAAAAGCAUAAAGAAGAGUAACUUUCUCAGUCUCUGAGGGGCUAAUCAUCAUCAUCUUCAGUAUGCAGUGGAGUAUUCUUUGUUGAAUUGUUCAGAUGGAUUAUACAUCACAGUUGUUACAACACUGGAUUAUAAUGUAUUAUGGUGGGGGACAGUAACAAGGAAUGAGUAAAACUGGAUUAUUCACCAUGGUGACACAAACCAGAAAUUGGCAGAAUUGGAUUUGAAACAAGCAGUAAUCCCAGAGGUAACAGUGCCCAGGAGCUUGUUGAAUCUGACUGUUGGAGCCUGAACUCACCAUGCUGUACUUCCAGGUGGUGAUUUUGUCAGCUACAGUGAUGCUGCUUUACUACUGUGAGUUUACUGACACCUUCAGUCCGGCACAGCAGGGCUUCAUCUGCAGAGACCCAGCUUUAACUAAACCAGAUCCUGGACCUGAACAGGACAGCCGGGUACAGCCAGUGAUCCUUUACUCUGUGCUGGCUGGACUGCCUGUUGUACUGAUUUCAGGUGUCGAGCUUGUCAUCUUCCUCCUGCACUACAACUCCAACAUCCUAUAUGACCAGGAGAAGGUUGUCGUCAUGGGUGACUGUUGCUACGUGAACCCUAUGGUGCGCAGGACCUUCCGUUUCCUCGGCGUGUAUGUCUUCGGUCUGUUCACAACAGACAUCUUUGUUAACGCAGGUCAGCUGGUCACUGGAUGUCUGGCUCCUCACUUCCUGUCUGUUUGCCAGCCCAAUUACACUGCCCUCGGCUGCCUGGACUCGCCGCACUUUGUCAGCCAAUCAGAUGCUUGUACUGGUGACCCUGAUGAUAUCAUGAGAGCUAGAAAGACGUUCCCGUCCAAAGAGGCUGCUCUGAGUGUGUACACAGCAGUGUACCUGGCAGUGUACGUUAUGUCCUGUGUCGGUUCCAGAGGAGGAUGUCUGACUGCCCCCCUCUUCAGCCUCUCAUUGGUCAGUCUGGCUGUGCUAACAGGCAUCAACAGAGUGGCCGAGUACCGAAACCACUGGAGUGAUGUCAUUGCAGGACAAGCCAUCGGGGGAGCGAUUGCUGUCUUCCUGGUGGUGUUUGUGGUUCAGUAUUUUAAAAAGAGAGCUGUGGUUUCUGUGAGUCCGUCGGACACGGCCUCAGCCAACACUGACGACGCUUCACCACAAAGAAAUGAGCACAUUGUUCCACAGAGCCCAGGAUCCUUCACAGAAGUUACAUGACUAUGACCCCCCCCCACACA